Messenger RNA from Malus domestica (apple), 1041 nucleotides. RefSeq names its product putative NAC domain-containing protein 94. NCBI's taxonomy places the organism in Eukaryota, Viridiplantae, Streptophyta, Magnoliopsida, Rosales, Rosaceae. Gene Ontology annotation, molecular function: DNA binding. The record is from RefSeq and is a predicted model, not a curated record. Gene Ontology annotation, biological process: regulation of DNA-templated transcription.
AUGGAGGAGGAGGGUUAUGGUGGUAUUGUGCCGCUGGGUUUUUAUGAAAAUCAGCUGCUGGGUUCUAACGGAAUGCCGCUGGGUUUUCGGUUUCAUCCGACCGAUCAGGAAUUGAUCAGUUUCUUCCCUUACAACAGAGUCCUCCGCAGAGAGUACUGCGAGAAUUUAAUCUACGAGUUCGACCUCUUCGGCAAGACUCCACCGUGGGUGGUUUGGGAGAAUUUCGGCGGACCGGGACUUCAAGAUCAAGAUUUGUACUUCUUCUGCCAACUCAAGCCUAGAAGCCAGGCACGCAUCAAACGUGAAAUUGACGCCGGAGGUACGUGGAGCCAAUCCAAUUCAAAGCCGGUAAAGAAUUUGCAGAAUGAAAAAGCUAUUGGGAAAAAGAGGAAUUUGCGGUGGUUCUCUGCCGACUUAAAAAGAAUUCGAGGAACGAAAAACAAGAAGAAUAAUUCGAAUUCAACCCAACAAGUGAACCAGCAGCCGGCAAAAAUGAGAGCAAGAAAAGAAGUCAAGGAGAAGCCGGCGAAAAAGAGAGCAACAAAAGAAGAGAGCAAGAAGCCGGCGAAAACAAAGGCAAGAAACGAAGUGCGAUCACCAAAUACUACUAGCGUGAUCACCCAUACCAUUGAGGAACUACAAAACUGCCCUAGUACUAGCAGUGCUCCUGUCCUGCCCCUCGAUGAAAGCAAUUACAAGAUGAUUAGUGACGCUAUUAAUCAUGAUCAGCAGUGCAUAAGCAACAUUGACAGUAGUACAAUGCCUGCAAAUUUUGACAGUAGUACAAUGCCUGCAAAUUUUUCCGACCAUGAUUAUGUGGUCAGCGAAGGUGAUGAGUCGCUUUUGAAGGAUGAAGAUUUACUUUUUGACAAUGGUGAAGAUAUGUUUUUUGACCUGAACUAUUUGUUCGCACCGUUAGACUGUGAAUCUGCAUGGUCACAAGAGAAGCUGCUUCAGAUUGACGAAGCUCAAGUGCCUUUACCGUUGGAUGGGAUGAAUUGUUGGGAUGACUGUUUGUGGAUGGGCAGUUGUGUUCAAUGA